GCUCAGUGGCAUCAGCUACACCAACAACAUCACCCGUGCCAUCGACGCCGUCAAUCGAACGCAGUGGGUCCACAGUAUCCACAGCAGUGCGCGCUUCGAGUUUCAAUGAUGACACGCCUGAUGGACGGGUGGCUGCUUCAUUGGUUCCAGCUGACACAUCAGCAGCAGCGCUGGUGUCGGAAAACCCUUCAUCGGCCACACCCACACAGGUGAUUGCAAGGGCGCCUCCUGCUGGCGUGCAUCGUGCCAGCACUUUGGAGCGGGGGAUGGAUGCACUAGCAAGCUAGGACUUGUCUAUAGUUCCAGAAGCGGCGGGGCCUGCGAGGGUUCGCAAGCAGGUGCAGGGGACAGAGAAGCUGCCAGUGGAUGUGCUACCCGUGGUGUCCCCAGCGCAACGUGCAAAAUAUGACCAGUAUUGGGCAACCUUCAAGCGACCGACCAGCCAGAAUCCAUCGGUCAGUGCAGCAGCAGCAGCACCACCACCACCAGAUCCAACACCAGCGCCCAUGGCACCUGGUGUGCCCGAUCCGCCAUCUGGAGUUCAUGUGACCGAGGAGGAAUGGGCAGAGCUGCGGCAGCAGCAUGGGAGCCGGGCAUGGGCGGUGGCCAUGGAACGGGAAGCCAUGAGAGUACUGCACAUGCCGCCUGCGCCACCUCCACCCGUGCCCAACCCGCCACCACCUUGUGUCGGUGAGAGAUGGGAGAGGUUGCAGCAGCAGCUAGCGCAGCACACGGCUAAUCUAUUGGCUUUAGCCGCCCGUCCAGACCCAACGGCUGCAGCUCAAGCCGUGCAUCCAACACCACCUACCUCUGAGGUGGCGCCGGAUCCAGUCCCGCCAACAGCUGCAUCUCCAGCCGUGCAUCCAACACCACCUACCUCUGAGGUGGCGCCACCAACAGCCGUGCAUCCAACACCACCUACCUCUGAGGUGGCGCCAGAUCCAGUCCCGCCAACAGCCGUGCAUCCAACGCCACCUACCUCUGACGUGGCGCCGGAUCCAGUCCCGCCAACAGGUGGAGCUCCAGCCGUGCAUCCAACACCACCUGUCUCUGAGGUGGCGCCGGAUCCAGUCCCGCCAACAGCUGCAGCUCCAGCCGUGCAUCCAACACCACCUACCUCUGAGGUGGCGCCGGGUCCAGUCCCGCCAACAGCUGCAGCUCCAGCCGUGCAUCCAACACCACCUACCUCUGAGGUGGUGCCCGAUCCAGUCCCGACAGCUGCAGCUCCAGCCGUGCGUCCAACACCAACCUCUGCAGAGGUGGCGCCGGAUCCAAUCCCGCCAACAGCUGCUCCAGCCGUGCAUCCAACACCUACCUCUGAGGUGGCGCCGGAUCCAGUCCCGACAGCUGCAGCUCCAGUGCAUCCAACACCACCUAUUUCUGAGGUGGCGCCGGAUCCAAUCCCGCCAACACCUACAGCUCCAGCUGUGCCCGAUCCAACGCUCUGUGUAGCAGCUCCAGAGCCAGAUUUGGAAACCCAGCAAGACAGCAAAGCCGCGUCUGUGAUUCAUGUCCCAUCGCCAUCACCACCCCCGCCAGACAAUCAGUGUGGGGAUUCCCAACUGUACCCGACUGGUCCAUCGCAAAUGCCAAGCCCAUCACCAGAUUCAGCAGCAGCUGAGGUACCAAGCCCAACCACAACAAUGGAGACCGCAACAAAGGAGACUCCUGCUAUGUCUAUGGAGGACCGGUACAGGGCAUACCUGAUGAAGAUGAGUGAUACUGAACUGGAGAGAUUGGCUCAGCGUGCAGAGAAACAUGACAUGUUCACCUUCUUUCAGAUCAUUCAGCAUGACCAACUCUUUGGCCCGGAGAGCAAAGAGCCAUUCCUACCCUUUGGCGAGGGAGAUUUGGUUGAGGAGCUAGUGCAAUGGCAAGUAUGGCUUACCAACAACAACCCCCGGGACACUCCACCCGCAGCACCCGGCCGAACUGGAGUUCUGAAGCGCUCCGGCAUCCGACCCACACCAGUGCCAGGCAAAGGAGUAACGUUUGCACCUGAACCCCCUGCGAAUAUCCUGCCAGCAGCCGCAUCCCCCUCCGAAGCAACAAGCCUGGCCACAGCGCCAACGCCUGCAGUGGCACCUUCACCAAUGCCCGCAAGCGCAGCGCCUCAAACAGCACGAGCGGCAGAUGCAGAAGCAUUGACGGCAGUCCGGAAACUCGGCUUUGAGGUCAACACCGAUCAGGAAGCCGACAACCUUUUGAAGCAGCUCACACAAGCCAAAGCAGCAGCAGAGGCAACACCGGUACCAGCUCCGAUGUUCCAGCGCUACUCCGAAGCAAACCCGGGAGAAGUGCAGAAAGCAUGGAACCAGGGAGGACAGCAGAAGCUGAAUUGCUUCAAAAAAUUUGUCACGAGUGGCUGCAAUGGCGCUGUUGUCGAAGCAGUGAUGAAAUUCACUGCGCAAAGCGAGAUGGAAGACAAAGACGCUGGCGAAUAUUGUGAUUGGGCAGGGGUUCUGGAUCACUUUCAGGGCGAUGUGGCCAAGUCCCAGGAUUUGGUGAACCGUCGGCGUGGAGAAGCCAGCGGGACCGUGACUUCCACCGACCGCAACACAGGUUGUGAGACCUUCUUGGUCUUCGGGCGUCAAAAGAAGUCUUGGACCUCCCGCACCAUUGACAGCGUUGCUGUGCAGUGUGGAGUAGACCCGCAACUUGCGAUUGACCUCAUGCAGCGGGUGCAAAAACACAACAACCCAACGUUGCAAACUGCUGGGGGGCCGAUGUUGGAUGGACAUGUUGCUGCAACUGGUCAUGGUGCUCCUGGGUAUCACACCCCGAGUGGACUUGGAACUACUGUGCCCAAGCAUCUGGACCAGGAGGAACCUGCCCCAAAGAGACAGAAGAAGGAAAAGGAGAAGGUGAAGGGCUCCGAGCUCGAGUGCGACCUCCUGGAAGGUGAUGACAAAAAAUCGUUUGUGGCUGCGUGGGUCGCGAAGGCUGCAAGUGCCCAAGGGAGCUGCGCUACAAUCAGUGCCCAGUUGGAAGGGUUCGAGAGCCAAGAGCACUUGGCAAAACUUAUCCGGGACGCUGGAGAUGGACUUGGGGUGUGUCGCAAGGAUCUUCUGAGCAUUGACCCAUCCAUGUACACAUUCGACGUGCUUGGACAAAUUCUUGAAAAGGCAAAGAUCUUUGCGCAAGCCUACAAGAAGCACACCAAGACUGCGAACCAACUGAUUGCAGCAGCCAAGCGCGAAGCGGCGCCUGCGCGGCCCAAGAAGAAGGCCAAGAAGGACGCGGAUAAGAAGUAG
Messenger RNA from Durusdinium trenchii, 3254 nucleotides. NCBI's taxonomy places the organism in Eukaryota, Dinophyceae, Suessiales, Symbiodiniaceae. The record is from the annotation of a GenBank genome assembly.